AAGGUGGGCGAUGCGGCAGAAAAGCUUAGCUUAGACCGAUGACUGCUGUAAUUUGGCGGUCAUCUUCGUUUGAAUUUAUAAUUUCUCAUUUUUGUAUCCUACCACCGACUCUUCCCCAAAUUUCAUCAACGUUGCCCCUUUCUCUCACGCUCUCUGCAACUAGACCAAACCCAAGAAGAAGAAGAAGAAGAAGAAGAAGAGUAUCAUGAAGAGCAAGAAGCCACUGCAGCAGCUCAAGCUGUCGGUGCCCCCUCAAGAAACUCCAAUCUCCAGUUUCUUGACUGCCAGUGGUACUUUUCACGACGGCGAUUUGCUAUUGAACCAGAAAGGUUUGCGCCUCAUCUCCGAAGAAAAUCAAUCUCGUCCUUCAGAAAUCAAGGAACUUAAUCUCCAAUUCUCACUGGAAGACCUCGAGACCGUUAAAGUCAUUGGGAAGGGAAGUGGUGGAGUAGUUCAACUUGUCCGCCAUAAAUGGGUAGGAACUUUAUUUGCUUUGAAGGUUAUCCAGAUGAACAUACAGGAGGAGAUACGUAAACAAAUUGUGCAGGAACUGAAAAUAAAUCAAGCAUCACAAUGUUUGCAUGUUGUAGUUUGUUACCACUCUUUCUACCAUAAUGGAGUUAUCUCUCUUGUAUUAGAAUACAUGGAUCGUGGAUCUUUGGCAGACAUAAUCAAACAAGUAAACACGAUCCUUGAACCAUAUCUUGCAGUUGUUUGUAAGCAGGUUUUACAGGGUCUUGUGUAUUUACACCAUGAAAGACACGUAAUUCAUAGGGACAUAAAACCCUCCAACCUGCUGGUGAACCACAAGGGGGAAGUAAAGAUUACAGAUUUUGGUGUGAGUGCAAUGCUGGCCAGCUCAAUGGGUCAACGGGAUACAUUUGUUGGGACCUACAAUUACAUGUCGCCUGAAAGAAUUAGAGGAAGCACUUAUGACUAUAAGAGUGAUAUUUGGAGUUUGGGCAUGGUAAUUUUAGAAUGUGCCAUAGGGCGUUUUCCCUACAUAAAAUCAGAAGAUCAGCAAGGUUGGCCAAGCUUUUAUGAACUUUUGGAAGCCAUUGUGGAAAGUCCGCCACCUUCUGCUCCACCAGAUCAGUUCUCCCCCGAGUUCUGCUCGUUUGUAUCUGCCUGCAUACAGAAGGAUCCCCAAGAUAGAUCGUCUGCUUUGGACCUUUUGAGCCACCCGUUCAUCAAGAAGUUCGAAGACAAAGACAUUGACCUAGGCAUUCUGGUUGGCAGCUUGGAACCUCCUCUAAAUUUUCCCAGAUGAUCUCUUGUACCAUUUUCUUCUGAAUGUAAGAUGAGCUUCCUUCAUAUGUAUCUGUUAACAAUUACUAGAACAUUUUCUUUGAGCUAAUCACUCGGAAUUAAUCUAGCAAACGAUUAUCUCCUUGUUUUGCUUUUUUCUUUCCUUUAUAAUUUUUCAAAAUUAUUGAGAGGGAGAGGAUCCAUCUUUUUU
This is a messenger RNA of Diospyros lotus (date-plum), 1459 nucleotides long. RefSeq names its product mitogen-activated protein kinase kinase 6. Gene Ontology annotation, molecular function: ATP binding; protein serine/threonine kinase activity. The record is from RefSeq and is a predicted model, not a curated record. Bases 206 to 1270 code for a protein of 354 amino acids. Gene Ontology annotation, cellular component: cytoplasm. NCBI's taxonomy places the organism in Eukaryota, Viridiplantae, Streptophyta, Magnoliopsida, Ericales, Ebenaceae. The transcript is spliced from 8 exons. Gene Ontology annotation, biological process: protein phosphorylation.